Metopolophium dirhodum (rose-grain aphid) is the source of this 3348-nucleotide messenger RNA. RefSeq names its product mismatch repair endonuclease PMS2 (gene Pms2). The transcript has 14 exons. Lineage: Eukaryota; Metazoa; Arthropoda; Insecta; Hemiptera; Aphididae. The record is from RefSeq and is a predicted model, not a curated record. Gene Ontology annotation, molecular function: ATP binding; ATP hydrolysis activity; ATP-dependent DNA damage sensor activity. Gene Ontology annotation, biological process: mismatch repair. Gene Ontology annotation, cellular component: MutLalpha complex. The coding region runs from base 611 to 3088 and encodes 825 amino acids.
UAUACUCCCUUUAGCCCCAAUAUGCCCCCAUCAUAGAUUAUAGUAGUCCCAUUAAUUGAUAAUAAAUUAUUAUUAAAUAUUGUCAAAUGUCAAAUGUAAAUUGUCAUGGUCAUCAUUUUAACACCGCUCAAAAUCACUGCUGAGAAGGAAAAUUUUUGAAUUUCAUCUACUACUUAAGAUAAUAUGCUUAAUUACAUAUUUACAUAGUUUUUGUUACUUAGUACUUACAAACGUGACCUCAUCGUUUAUUAUGAAAUAACAUAAAAACAUUAAAUUUGCUUAAUACUUAAUAUAAUUAAUCAAUAUUAAAUACUAUAAACAAUAAUACAGGAUAGAUUACAAACAACUUAAAAAAGUGGCAUAAGAUUUGUUAUAAUUAUUCUCCUAGAUUGAGAUUAAUUUGCUAUGUAUUGUUGUGUCAUUUGUCUAUAGUAUUUCUUAUUAUUUCAACCAAUGGUUACUGAAAGACUGACUACCAUUAAGUAUUAUUUUUAUGGAACUAAAUAAUGUUUUUAAGUAAUAUUUUAGUUUUACAAUUGUAAAACUUGAUAUUAAAUACACUUUCAUCGUUAUGCUAAAAUUGUAAAUUAGUUGUAUUUUUAUAUAACCGAUGUCUAGCCAAAUCAAGCCAAUAAAUAAAUUGGAUGUUCAUAAAAUAUGUUCUGGUCAGGUUGUAUUGAAUUUGGCCACAGCAGUAAAGGAGUUAAUAGAAAAUAGUUUAGAUGCUGGAGCCACUUCAGUAGGAAUUAAACUAAAAGAAUUUGGUAAAGAUUUGGUAGAAGUUACAGAUAACGGAUCUGGGGUUCAUCCUGACAAUUUUGAAGGACUUGCUUUAAAACACCAUACAUCCAAAAUUAAAGACUUUGCUGACUUGACUUCAGUAGAAACAUUUGGUUUUCGUGGAGAAGCAUUGAGCUCGUUAUGUGCUUUAAGUGAUGUAACAGUAACCACUAGACAUUCAUCACAAGAAUGUGGCAUUAAGUUAGUGUUUGAUCAUACAGGAAACAUUAAGCUGAAAGUCCCUGUUGCUAAGCAAGUUGGAACAGCAGUUACUUUGUCUAAUUUAUUCUCUUCAUUACCUGUAAGACAUAAAGAGUUUCAUCGAAAUUUAAAAAAAGACUUUGGAAAAAUGAUCCAAGUAGUGACUGGUUACUGUUUAGUAGCUACUCAAGUGAAAUUAUCGUGUAUUAAUCAAACAAAAUCUUUGAAUAAUGUACUUUUAUCAACACAUGGUAGCAACACAGUAUUAGAAAACAUAUCAUGCAUUUAUGGAUCUAAACAGGCUAACAGUUUGUUAGUUUUAAAAAAAGUCAUUCCUGUAGAUGAAGAAAAUGAUAUACCAAAUAUUUUUGAACUAGAUGGUUAUAUAUCUAGUUGUGUUCAUAAUGGAGGUAGAAGUUCAAAGGACAGACAAUUUUAUUUCAUUAAUUCUAGACCAUGCGAGCCUUUAAAGAUUAUAAAAACAGUGAAUGAAGUUUACCAUCAAUACAAUCAAAAUCAAUAUCCAUUUGUCUACUUAAAUAUAACUAUUGCAAGAGGUGAAGUAGACAUUAAUGUGACACCAGAUAAAAGACAAAUAUUUUUGUCUAAUGAAAAUUAUUUAGUCUCAAUAAUUAAAGCCAGUUUAAAUAAAUUAUUUGAAAAUAUUCCAUCUACUUACAAGAUUAAUACAUCGUUGUAUGAAUCAAUAUCGACUAAAAGGCCAUAUGAAUCAACUAUUGAAAGUAAAGAUUGUAAAAUACUGAAGUUGGAUAUAAGUAAUGAAUAUGAAAGUCAAAAGACACCUAGUCAUUCGGAACAAAUUAAAGCUAAACUCGUUAGAUGGAAAUCUGAUAAUUCCAAAAUAGCAACGUCUGUUCCAAGUACAAUAGAUAAAUUUCUUAAACAAAAAAUUGAGCCUAUUGAUAAUGUUCAAAAAAAUCAUACUGAGAAAUUAAUUGAAAAAGAAGAAAAUGAAAUAUCUACCAGUCCAUUUAUGUGUGCUGACACCAGUGACUCUAUUGCAAUCAUUGAAAAAGAGGAAAAAAAUUAUGAACAAAAACAAGAAAGCAUUAAAAAUGAUAAAAAAAAAUCCACAUAUAUUAAUAAUGCAAAAAGCGAGAACAUUGAAUCAACUGAACAUUUUGUUGAUAAUUCAAAUGGUGAGAAUAUGGAUAAUAAUACAUUUUAUUUAAAAAUUGUUGCUGAUAAAUCAGAUUCUAAAGUAGACAUUGAUUCAAUACAUAAGAGUGAUGUGAAAAAUGUAUUUGUUAAAGAUAUAAAAACUUCUUGUGAUUUGUCAAAAAUAAACACAAAUGCUAGUAUAGAAAUAGACACUUCUAUUGCACCCAGAGAAAGAAAAUUUGCACUAGUUGAAACUAACCUUGAACAAAUUAAACAAAGGUUAAGCAAUUUAAGAUUUCGAAGAUCUGAAAAACAGAAAAUAAAAACACGGUUUUACGCAACUAUUGAUCCAAAUAAAAAUCAACAAGCUGAAAUUGAAUUAAGUAGAGAAAUUUCUAAAGAUAUGUUUUCUAGAAUGAGUAUAAUUGGCCAAUUUAAUUUGGGUUUCAUCAUUACCAAACUUGAUGCUGAUUUAUUUAUAGUUGAUCAACAUGCUACCGAUGAAAAAUAUAACUUUGAAACAUUACAAAAUACAACUAAAAUUACAAGCCAAAAAUUAGUGGUACCCCAACAAUUAGAAUUAACUGCUGUUAAUGAAAUUGUAUUAAUGGAAAAUAUUAAUGUUUUUCAAAUGAAUGGAUUUGAUUUUCAGUUCCAACAAGAUGCGGAACCAACAAAGAAAGUUAAAUUAACCAUGAUUCCUAUGAGUAAUAAUUGGAGCUUUGGUAAAGAGGAUGUAGAUGAACUUUUGUUCAUGUUACAAGAUGCGCCAAAUACUCUUUGUAGACCUUCUAGAGUUCGUUCAAUGUUUGCAUCACGCGCUUGUCGUAAGUCCGUUAUGAUUGGUAAAGUAUUGAACUUUGGUGAUAUGAGAAAACUCAUUGACCACAUGGGAGAUAUUGAACAACCUUGGAAUUGCCCUCAUGGAAGACCAACAAUGAGACAUUUAGUAAACCUUACAUUGCUAAAUGUUAAUGCAGAAUGAACAAAAUAUGUUCUUUAAGCAAAUUAUUUAUUUACAAGUAUACAAAAAAUACAAUGAUAACAACAUCAUAAAGAUGCACAAGACAAACAAAAUAGACAACAAAUACUUAAUUGUUUUUAAAUCAUUUUUUUAUUACUAGAUUUUUAAAUUAUAUGGCUAUUAUAUAAAUGCUAUCAAAAAAAAAAAAUAUACAUAUAAUAUGCCAUACAGAAAUUAAUAAUUAUACAUCAAUAAAUGAUUAUUAAGUAAUUUAAACACAA